Messenger RNA from Plasmodium gaboni, 3833 nucleotides. RefSeq names its product rhoptry protein. The annotation marks the transcript as partial. The record is from RefSeq and is a predicted model, not a curated record. The transcript has a single exon. Gene Ontology annotation, cellular component: endoplasmic reticulum membrane. Gene Ontology annotation, biological process: protein maturation. Lineage: Eukaryota; Apicomplexa; Aconoidasida; Haemosporida; Plasmodiidae.
GUAUUGUGCUCAGUUGUGUGAGUCUUCUAUUCAAUUACAUCAAUUUAAUUACCCUAGUACCCAUUUAUAUUAUCCUGCAGUCUAUAUAUAGCAUAGGGAAUAUAUGGUUUAAUUAUGUAUAUGAAAUUGAAAUACUUGAAUUAUUAUUCUUGUGUUUUUUCUUAGUACCUUUUUGUGGAAAUCAUUUAAAAAAGAGAUUUUCACCAACUUGUUUAAUAAAAUAUAUUUGUAGAUGUUUUGUAUUUAAAGUUCUUAUAGGUACGAGCUUAAUACGAUUUAGAAAUAGUGAUUUAUGGGGGAAAUUAUUAGGAAAAUAUUAUUUAUAUGAAACACAACCAUUACCAACAAUUAUUUCUUAUUUAUUUCAUUCAUGUAUAACAUUAAGCAAAUUGGAUAAUAUAUUUUGUAUAUUAACAGAAUGUGUAUUUUCUUUUCUCCUACUUUUUCCUAUUAGAUCAUUUAGAUUAGUUGGAGGUUCUCUUAUUUUUAUUUAUUGUAUUUUAAAUUUUAUUACUGGGAAUUCGUACUUAUUUUACUUUUUACUUAUUGCUCCAUUAAUGUUUUGUUUUGAUGAUAAGAUAUUAUUAAAAUUGUUUUUUUUUAAAUGUAGAAGGUAUGAAAUCAUAAAUAUAGUAAAAGAGAAAUUGGCUAGUAAAAAUAAAAGUAAACGAUAUUUUAAAAGUUUUGAUAUUUUUUAUUUUACUGGUUUUAAUUCUGAUGAUUUAGUUAAGAUAUAUGAUGCUUAUUUUAAUAUAAAAUAUCAAAAAGCAUAUGUAGGAAAAUCCUCUGCCCCCAAAAAAAAUAAUAAAUUUAAUAAAUAUAAUGAACAAUCUUCAUAUGAUGAUAAUUAUGAACAAGGAGAUGAUGAACAUUAUUAUUAUGAUGAUGAAGAGUAUGAUAAAUAUGAUGAAUAUGAUGAAUAUGAUGAAGAUAAUUAUGAUAAUGGUCAUAAUAACUCAUUAAAUUAUCAAAUUACAAAAGAACAAAUACAUAAGAAUCAAUCACCCUCAAAAACGAAACAACAACAUCAACAAUAUAGAGCUUUAAUACCUAAAUCUUCUUCUAAAGAAAUAAAUUUAUUUUAUAAAAAACAAAAUAUAUUGAAAAGCAUAAAAAAUGAUUUAUAUAAUACAUUUUAUUGGUUAUUUUCACAAAAUGGAUUACACUAUAUUAUAAAGAAUUAUAAUGUAUCUAUAGAAAUAUUUAUACAUAUUAUUUGUUCUUUAUUAAUUAUAAUAUUUAAUUGUAUUAUAACAACAUCUAUAUAUCCUAUUACUUCUAUUUUAUUUUAUAUAUAUAUUGUACUUUUCCUUUCUUAUAUUAUAUUUUUAUUUGGAUAUACAAAAAAUAUAUUUUCACGUAUUAUAAGCCAAUUGUCUUUAUUAUCAGUAAUUUUAUUAAUUUAUUCUAAUCAGAUAUUUCUACAUGGAUUUGUUAAUAUAUAUUAUAAUAGUUUAUUCUUUAUACAUUUCCUAACAUUGUGUAUUCUUUCUAUGUUUUAUUUAAAUAAUAAAAGAUUCAUCUUUAAAUUUACUACACAAUAUUUCUAUUUUAUUCUCUUUAUCUAUUUUGCCUAUUUUUUUCUACAAAAUAUUUUAUCACCUAAUCAAAUUAUGAAUGCUCAAUAUGGCUCAUUCGAAAUUAUGAAUAUAUAUGGAUCAUUUGGAAAAAUAAAAAAAAUCAGAAAAGAAAUUAUUAUUGAAGGAACAGACUCAGAAAAAAUUAAUGAUAAUACAAAAUGGAAUACAUAUGAAUUUUAUUGUAAACCUGAUAAUAUUUAUAAAAAAAUGUGUACACAAUUCAGACUUCUAUAUAAUUUUAUUCCAGUCCUUUAUAUUGAUAGAUUGGAUUGGCAAUUUAAUACACUCAGUGAUAAAGAAGAUGAAACCAUUUUAGAAAAUGAAUGGUUCAAAAAUUUUCUUAUCAAAUUAUCAAAUAAUGAUAAAAAUAUUCUUUCCUUAUUAUAUAAAAAUCCUUUUGAUAACAAGAAAAAUAGGAAUAAUCAAAAUAAAAUAUUCUUAAGAAUCUCUAAUGCUACUUAUAAAUUCACACAAAAUGGAAAAAAAAAUUGGUGGGAUGUUGUUUCAUCAAAAGUUAUUAUAAAUCCAACACAAAUUCCAAAAUUACCUGAACAGGUCAGGCAAAAUGUAUAUAACAUGCAUGAACAGUUAGAAAAUGCAAAAACAAUAAAAAAAAUGAAUAAGGAGGAAGAUAAAGAUAUAUAUGAUGAAAAUAUGGUGAACUAUAAAAAAUAUAACAUGAGAAAAUAUAAAGCUAUAGAUCAAAAUAUGAAUGAUAUAGAAUCAUCAAAAGGAGCAAAAAAGAAAGAUAUCGUAUCAACAAAUGAAGCAACAAAGAAUGAUAUCGUAUCAACAAAUGAAGCAACAAAGAAUGAUAUCGUAUCAACAAAAGAAAGACAAAAUGAUGUUAUUUUAAAUGAUAAAUUUAUUGGAAUUGACCUGAAAUAUAAUAAUAUAGCUAAUAAUUUUGAGCCAACUGAUAAAGAAGAGGCAUACCAUAAUUUAAGAAAGAUAAAAAAAGAAAAAGAUAAUAAAGCAAAGGAAAGACAUGAAAAAAAUUUUAAUGAACAAUAUGAAAGAGUAAAGAAAAUAUUAGAAGAUCAUAAAAAGAAACUAGAAGAUGAAAAUGAAAUAAUUAAGAAAGAAAAAAGAAAAUUAGAAAACCAAAAAGAUUUAUUAAAUAAAGAAAAACAAGAAUUACAAGAAGAAAAAAAAAAAUUAAUCUAUCAAAAAAAAAUACAAGAACAUAAUAUGUUGGAACAAGAUAAGAAAAUACAAGAAGAGAAAUUUAUGGAAAAGAAACAAAAACUAACGGAAAAAUUUUUAGAACAAAAACAAAAAGAAGAUCAACAAAUUUUAGAAAGAAAUAUAAAAGAAGAACAAAAUAUUAUGAACAAACUUAAAAAAUUACAAGAAGAAAAAAAUCAAUUUGAAAAAAAAAAAUUAUUUCUUGAACAAAAAAAAAUACAAGAACAAAAACUAAUUGAUCAAGAAAAAAAAUAUUUACAACAACAACAAAAUAAAUUAUUACAAAUUAAAAAACAAAUGCAACAUGAAAAACAAGAAGAACAAAAUAAAGUAGAUCAACAAUUAAAUGAAAAGCUAAAAAAGGAAUUACUGUUACAAAAUGAAGAUAUUAUAAAUAAAAAAUAUAUAUCUAAUCCUAUUCAUAAUAAUAAUAAUUUUAAUAAUACUCACCAUAUGAAUAAUGUCAAAAUAAUUAAUCAUGAUAUGAAUACUUAUAAAACAAAAGAACUCAACGAACAAAUAAAUAACGAAUUUGAAAGUGAAUUGAAAAAUAAUGUUGAGCCAUUUCCAAAUGAAAUUAUAUAUGACAACGGAAAUAAUGAACAAGUAAAAUAUACAAAUAGAUAUUUGAAUAACCACUUGAAUGAUCAUUUAAAUCAUAAUUUUAAAAACAAUAAUCAUAAUAAAUUAAAUGGAUCAUAUAAUAAAUCUACUCAACACAAUUAUUAUAAUCAAGACGUAUCAUAUUUUAAACAAAACCAUAAUAUAUAUAACAAAUUCGAGAACAAAGAAAAUAAAAUAAAUAAUGAACAAGCUAAUAAUACAUUACAAAAAUUUACUGUAGAUGAAAAUAUCAAAUAUAAAUUAGAUAAUGCUAUUAAAAAUUCUUAUUCUAAAUAUAAUUUAUUAAAUAAUUAUACAAAUAAAAUAAAUAAAUUAGGUUUGUUAGAUGUAUAUAACAAACCAAACAACUUUUCUAGUAUUAGUGAAUUGAAUUAUAAACCAAAUGAAAAAUAUCAUAAUGAAAGCUAUAUAACAGAUGCAGUUAAAGAAAAUAAUGAAUAA